UCUCCUCACACACAAGAACUAAGAAGUAAGAGCUAUGAAUACUGUGAUGAUGAGAAUGGCUUCUCUCUUUCUCAACACUUGUUUUGUCAUUCCUGCUCUUCUUGCCAUUGUUGCUCAAUCAAGACCUUUACGAGGUGUUACGAAUACUGAUUUGAGCAUCGGAGUUGCAAUAAUUGCCAUCAAUGGGAACCCUGAUCAAACUGGAGAAAUCAUGAUACCUACUAGUCUUACUUGUACUUCAGAGAAGCCAUGCAAGCAAGGGAUGAUGAGUAGUAACUAUGAAAGGAGGCCACCUAAAAUUCCACCACCAUCUCCAAAAUCAUCACCACCAACCAGAGAAAUAACUUCUUCAUCAUCAUCAACAAGAAGUUCCAAUGGAAUCCAGAGACCUUCUGUUUCAUCUCCUCCACCACCAAAGGGAAGCCCUUCCAUUGGUCAAUUAGGCCUUGCUUCUUCUUCCUCAUCAUCAACAAGAAGUUCCAAUGGAAUUCAGAGACCUUCUGUUUCAUCUCCUCCACCACCAAAGGAAAGCCCUCCCAUUGGUCAACUAGGCCUUGCUUCUUCUUCCUCAUCAUCAUAUGGCGAUGGCCAUGAACAUGAAGGGAGUACUACUUCUAAUACUCCGUCCUAUUAUAUAUCCAUGAUAACCCAUAAAGACUUAACCACUGCAGACCCUAUCUAGCUAGUUCAUAUCCCUGCAGGUUAUCACUUUAAUAAGAUUAAUGUUUGUGAGAAAAUAAAAAAUAUAAUAUGUUUGUGAGAGUAACUUAGUUAGUGUUUAAUUAUCAAUGUAUUGUGACAUAUAUACAUAUACGUAUGUAUGUAUGCUUAGUAGAAGUAGGGUUUGGUAUAACUAGUAAAACCAUUAGUCUCUACUUCUCCUAAACCUUUUGUGUGGAAUAUUGUAAUCAUCUGUGCAAUAAAGCUGAGAGUUGUUUUUA
Messenger RNA from Tripterygium wilfordii, 941 nucleotides. RefSeq lists its product as uncharacterized. The record is from RefSeq and is a predicted model, not a curated record. NCBI's taxonomy places the organism in Eukaryota, Viridiplantae, Streptophyta, Magnoliopsida, Celastrales, Celastraceae. The transcript has 2 exons. The coding region runs from base 35 to 682 and encodes 215 amino acids.